Tarenaya hassleriana is the source of this 837-nucleotide messenger RNA. RefSeq names its product WUSCHEL-related homeobox 2. Gene Ontology annotation, biological process: plant organ development. The transcript is spliced from 2 exons. The coding region runs from base 28 to 837 and encodes 269 amino acids. The record is from RefSeq and is a predicted model, not a curated record. NCBI's taxonomy places the organism in Eukaryota, Viridiplantae, Streptophyta, Magnoliopsida, Brassicales, Cleomaceae. Gene Ontology annotation, molecular function: DNA binding; DNA-binding transcription factor activity.
ACCCUAAAGCCCUGAAUAUCACCACCCAUGGAUCGUCAAAACCAGACACCGAACAUGGAAACCGAAGGAAACUCAGGUAGUUCGAGGUGGAACCCGACAAAGGAACAGAUAACUAUUCUGGAGAAUCUGUACAAGCAGGGGAUUAGGACCCCGAGCGCCGAUCAGAUACAGCACAUCACCGGUAGACUCCGCGCGUACGGUCACAUCGAGGGUAAAAACGUCUUCUACUGGUUCCAGAACCACAAGGCUAGGCAGCGCCAGAAGCAGAAACAGGAGAGCAUCGCUUACUUCAACCGCCUCAUUCACAAAACCUCCCGUUUUUUCUACCCUCCUCUUUGCUCAAACGUGGUAUGUGGAAGUCCACAUCAUAUACAACAACAACAACAACAAGGUGACUUCAAAGGUGCAUUCACUCAGCCGAACAAAGCGACGAUCACCGGAGGGUACCGGCUAAGGACAAGCUCCGAUCACAAAAAACCAGACACGUCGUCAAGAUUGUCCUGUUCUGCCCGAUUUGCCCUCGAUAAUCUACGUGAUCUCGGCCACCGAUACGAGAGUAUUAACGUAAAUCCACACGAUGAUUCCGGCGUCACGUGCCAGAAAACGCUGCCCCUUUUCCCCCUUCAGCCGUCUGAUUCGUCGCCAGGCGACGCCUCCGGUGUUGAAAAUUACAAUUCAGAUUUCGUUUUCCUUGUGCUGUUUCAGGUUGAGAGUAUUGUCCUGAGUGUCAUAUCAAUGCUCUCCAGUCCUAACGAUGAAUCCCCUGGUGGAGCCCCGCCGUACUAUGAUUUCUUCUCUGGUUCUAGUGGUUCCGGUGACGGAGGAAAGGCGUUAUAA